This is a messenger RNA of Anopheles cruzii, 4674 nucleotides long. RefSeq names its product influenza virus NS1A-binding protein homolog. Gene Ontology annotation, molecular function: protein binding. Lineage: Eukaryota; Metazoa; Arthropoda; Insecta; Diptera; Culicidae. Bases 797 to 3355 code for a protein of 852 amino acids. The transcript has 9 exons. The record is from RefSeq and is a predicted model, not a curated record.
UAUCGAGCGACCAGUCGCGUUGCAGAGUUCUCUCGCCACGGUUCACUGUAACACACAGUAUCGCUCGUUCGUGCUUCAUUUUACUCACGAAAUUUUCCUCGGAGAGAAAAUCUGUUUUUUCCUUCACACCCGACACCCGAGCACUAUACGGUUUGCACUCAUUUUCGGGUUGUCUCUCGUGUGCACUUCUCACGACCUGUGCCUGGCGUGCCUCGAGUCUAGAAAAAUUCCUCGUUUAGUAAACCACCCGUCUGGCUAUUUGUGUCAAAUUACUGGCAAGCCAGACUGCUGCCCGUUGUGCGUUUUCAGGUGCUAGUGUGGUUAUAGUGUGUGCAGUUAGAGGCCCCGAGUCCUUUCGCUGGUGGAGCCGCCUGGUUGCCUACGUGACAUUGGUGGCACAAAUAGUGAAAGCGAAUGAAUGAACGGCGAGCAAGAAAAGUGUGUGAAAAAGGCACUAGACGGCACUUGGAAACACUCCCUGUUCUUACGGAACCUACGAGCCUUCGCAUGGCUGCACGGUGGCUAAUAUUUUGCGUCGUGGAGCUAUAACAGUAUGCUCAAUGGUAUUCACUCAAAAUCCAUUCAAUAAAACUCAGUUCGCUCCCAUUCUACGCGUCUUGGCUUUCUGUGAAGCUGUAAAGAAAGUGUGUGUGUAACUUGAAUGUAACAAUCGCGUUGAGUACUGUGGACGAACCUUUUGGAUCACACCCUCGAUGGCUAAAUGUAUAUUAUAGUACAUCAUUGAUUGUUUUGCUCCAACAAAACACCGUCCCGCAGCAUCAGACAUCCGCUGGAAAUGGAUUUAAGCGGUCAUCUAUCCGGUACAUACGAUCCUUACUCCCUACGGUCGCCGAACGCACCGAACGUCGCGAAUCACUCCUCCAAAACGUCCUCGGUCAACGGAAUUUCGCCGAUUCCCCGAAGAAUGCGUCCCCGGGUCGAGUGCUCCAUUGGCGAUGAUGCCAUGGAGAGUUGCGGUUACCUGAAGUUUACGGACGACGGCAUGAAAUCCAACUUCCUGCUAAGUCUUAGCACGAUGCGGAAGAAUCGUCUUUUCUGCGACGUCAUCCUGUUGGUCGACAACACGGAGAUUCACGCCCAUCGGAACGUGCUGGCCUGUAUUUCGCCGCACCUGAUGGAACUGUUCAGCACGGACGCAGGCACCCUGAACGGUGCUACGGCGGCCAGCGAUGGCAAGCUGGCGUGCUACCGGCUGAACGGGCUCGUCACGAAGCACGGCCUGAAGUUUCUGGUCGAGUACGCCUACACCGGAUCACUGGAAGUGCCAGAUGAGAUGAUCCGCGAUGUCUAUCUCGCUGCCUGGCAGCUGAAGAUCGACAGUGUGGUGACGGAGUGCGCCCGCCAUCUGGUGGGCGAACUGGAGCCGGAAAUCUGUAUCGAGACGCGUUCGCUGCCCGGCAUCGAGCGCAACCGGCGCUUCGUGCAGGAGGUGGACGGUUACAUUGCGAAACACUUUCAUCUCGUGUCCGAGACGGCAGGCUUCCUGCAGCUGCCUUGCGUGUUGAUCGAGGUGCUGUACCAGACCCGUCAAGAGAUGUCGCUCGUGGCGGAAUCGUCGCUCGGUCGGCUCGUAAUUGGCUGGAUCCGGCGACAGAUCGUGGAGGAAGAUGUUUCGGUCUCUUCACUGCUGGAACGUUCCCACAUGCUGUAUCUGGCGCUGGACAACACGCUGCAGGACUGUGCCGAUCUGCCGCCGGGCCAGGAGUCGGAAAGUGAUCUCGUGCAGGACUACAAGCGGCUGGUGCUGAAGUGUCCCAGCAAUAAGAAGCACCGUAAAGCACUCAAGACACCGGGCCGUCCGCGAAUGAUACUCUAUAGCCGCGAUAUCGGCGAACGGGUGGAGGCCAACGAUCAGGCGACGAUGGAAAUGGACUGGAACUUGAUCGGGUGCAGCAAGCUGUCGGAUCAUUCCUACGUGGCACUCGUUACGCUGAACGGUAAUUUGACACGGUUGUCGAUCCAGUUGCGUCUCAAUAUACCGACGACACCGUCCCCGAUCAACACGCCGGAUGUCAUGAGUACGAGCGUGAGCCGGGACGAAGAUCUCGACGAGGGUCAGCAGCCGGAGCUGUUCUGCGAGGUGGCAACCAUGUCCGGGCCGAAAUGCGGGCUCGGGGUGGCCGAAUUCGGUGGAAAGCUGCUCGUCUGUGGCGGGUACGACCGUGCGGAAUGCCUCCGGUCGGUCGAAGUGUACUGUCCGGAGACAAACUGCUGGACGCAGCAGAACAACAUGGGUGAAGCUCGCGGACGCGUUCAGAUUGCCGUUAUCGAUGGAACCGUGUACGCCGUUGGUGGUUGCAAUGGAACCACCGAGCUGGAUUCGGUCGAGUGUCUGUCGAGGCAGGACAAGAAGUGGAAAAAGAUGUGCAAACUACCUCUGGCCAGGAGCAACGCGGGAGUGUGCGCACUGCAGGGACAGAUCUACUGCAUCGGUGGCUGGAAUGGGCAGAGCGGCAUCAAACAGUGCGAUGUGCUGCGGCCCGAGGAGAACCGCUGGACGUCGAUUGCCAUGCUGAACACGGGACGGUAUCAGGCGGGUGUGACAGCGUUCGGCGGUCGGCUGUGGGUCGUUGGCGGUAGUGACGCUUGGAACUGUCUCGGCUCGGUGGAAGUAUACGAUCCGGAAGUAAACCAGUGGACUUAUGCGUCGUCACUGUUGACAGCGAGACGUGGCUGUGGAUUGGCAGAGUUUAACGGCAAACUGUACGCCGUCGGUGGUAGCGAUGGAACGCAUUCGCUCAACUCAACCGAGUGCUACGACGAGGACAGCAAGUGCUGGAUUGCCGGCCCCAAUCUCACCUCGCCCCGCUCGAACGUGUCGGUCGCCGUCGUCCAGAAUCGACUGUACGCGAUCGGAGGGUUUUCGGGCAAAACGUUCCUCAGCACGGUCGAAUACCUGGAUCCGGCCACCAACGAGUGGACGACGUUCGUACCGCAGACACGCGCCAACAUUGACUCGCUGCUGGAAAACUCGCUCCGAGCGGCACUACAGAACGUUCAACGUUCCACGUCGUCGACCUCCUCGUCGCCGGAUCACUUGAGCGGUGGAGUCGGAGGCGGGCGGGUCGCGGCUUCGGGCGAAGAAAACACCUUCCAACCGAUACAGGCUGCACUCAACAACGAGUACAACCGGCAGCAACAUUCGCCCAAGGUAGUAACCACCAGCAGCAAAACGGCUCUGCUGGAAGAUGAGGAGGAUGCCGAAGACGUUGGCGACGGACGAGGCAAGGGGGCCGUCGGUAAGACGACUCACGAGAACAGUAUUAGCCUGCUGCAGCAGCUGGCGGCCAACAAGUGCACGGAAAUAGCGACCGGUGGGAAUAACUCCAGCUAACCGGCGCUGGAAGCAUCAGCCACCGAAGCGCGCUUGUUGACCGACACCUGCGGCGUCACAGACGACCUUCCCGGUGCGGCAACGGCCCCUAACGAGUGCUACAACGGCGGUGAGCCAAUCGGCAACGCCGGCGAGGACGAUGAGGUGGAUUAGUGUGACUAAGGAAGAACGCAAGGAAGACCAUGAAUGGGGAUUCACGAUCGGGCUAGGACGAGAGCACGGCGUUCGAAUCGAUGGAGGAGAUCAGUGAGCAAUACGUAUCCCUAUUGUUUCGCUGAAUGGAGUGCGAACCAUCGUAAGGCGAUGCUAGUUGUAAGGAGCGAACGCGAAAGCAAGACAUAGCUUAAGAUACAAAGGGACACCAGAUCCUUCAAUGACGUUUUCUUCGUGAAGUAAUGCCAGGUGAAAUAUUGUCACAGAGUGCAAGAGGAUGCUAGUUUAAGGUUCUAUUUGCUACACGUAUUCUAACCCACUGCGCCCAUUGGUGUCACAUUGCGAUCAGAAAUUAGCAGUCGUGUUGAGUGUGGCUAUUAGUGUGGCACUGCAUUGAAAGAAGAAGGUUUCUUGUGUUUGCUGCAUACUUUUACACCCCCUAACGUAGACCAACCCAACAGCCGCCACACGGCGGUAUGGCAUGAUUCGAAGCGCAUUCCUGAAUGGGUACAUUUUAAAGCUUCUCCAUUCGUUAGAUUUACACCCUGAUCAAUGUUAUAGAGCAGCGCCAGAGCAAACCGAGACACUCACAGCAGUAGUGGGUAGUUACAUUAGGAUUAGAAGCAGCAUACCUACUCACACCCAAAUAAGCUCAUGAUCACUGAUUCCUAGGUGACCGCAACCGCAGGGGUCCAUUUUAUAAACCAAACAAGUGCGUAGGCCAUCUCGAUCCGCGCUUGAGUAGAACGCAGAUAUGGGACGACGUUCGACAUGUUUUUCUACUGCGUGUGAGAGUAAACUAAAUCAUCCUUUAAGAUCCUUUGAUCAUCCUCUACGAUAAGGCCAUCCUUUUGAGAACCAAUUUCACAAAGACAUAAAGAGAGUGUAGGAAAAAGAGAGAGAGUGUGCGUGUGUUUGCGUGAGAAAGAGAGAGAGAGAGAUGGAGCGGAUAGCGAGUGUGUGUUGAAAGUUCUGUGUCGUAGGUUUAGGUUUUCACUACUAUUCCGAAGUUGUCAGAGAACUGGAACAGGAAGCGGAUAGGAUGAACCAGUUGUUGUGUGUGCAUUGAAAGCUGACACUUUAAGGAAAAGCAUGUUUUCUGAAAUCUUAUAAUGAAAGCACUGACACUAUUGGUAUAAUUUUAAUCGGCUCGCCGAGAAGAAACA